GACCUCCUUUGGCGCUGGAAAUGGCUGCUUGGCUCUUCUUCUUCGAUCCUUUCGAAAAAUGGCGAUGACCCUUCGACUGAAAUCGAAACCCAUCUCGGCAGAAGAAGAAGAAGAAGAAGAAGGAGAAGAACCCACGCACUCAUCUCGCUCUGGCGAUGAACUCGCGAAGAAAUCGACGAGGGUCGAUCUUGGAAACGGGAGCGAAGUCGUGUACACGCCUCGCUUCCUCUCGCGCGACGAGUCCUGGCGGUUUUGCGACUACCUCGACAAGCACAUUCCUUGGACGAGACCCUCCAUCCGGGUCUUUGGUCGCUCUUGUUUGCAGCCCAGAGAUACUUGUUAUGUCGCGAAUGUCGGUCUGACAGACUUGGUGUACAGUGGAUAUCAACCACAUGCCUACUUGUGGGACGAUUAUCCUCCGCUCAAGGAAAUCUUGGAGGCAGUUCACAAGGCACUUCCUGGGAGUAAAUUCAAUUCCCUUCUUCUAAAUAGAUAUAAAGGUGGCAAUGACUACGUCGGUUGGCAUUCUGACGACGAGAAACUAUAUGGAUCUACUCCAGAAAUCGCCUCUGUUUCCUUUGGAUGUGAGCGUGAGUUUUUCCUCAAGAAGAAACCCAGUAAAACCUCCCGAGAAAGAAGACCGGGUGGUGAACCGGUGAGAAAACGAUUGAGAAUCAGCAGUGGUGCUGAUCAACAUACAUUUGUCCUGAAGCAUGGCUCCUUGCUAGUGAUGAGAGGCUACACUCAACGGGAUUGGAUCCACUCGGUACCAAAGCGUGCCAAAGUGGAGGGGGUCCGGAUCAAUCUGACCUUCAGGCGCAUCGUCUCAUAGUUGAUGGAAUUGCACAAACAAAGAAACAGAAGGAGAUCAGCAUUGUUUUUCUCAUACCCAUCUGCUGCGUCUGUGUUGUGGAGAUGCUACUUGUAGUUUGCUGUCUUUUGUGCGCUCUUAUUCAUUGUCAGACGAGAGAUUGGAUUAUACUAAUCCUCAGUUUAAGUCCUUAUAUUUCUGAGUAAUCGUCAAGCAGCUAAUAUUAUUAUCCUUUUCCUUUUGGGUUC
Molecule: messenger RNA, 1059 nt
Organism: Syzygium oleosum
Lineage: Eukaryota; Viridiplantae; Streptophyta; Magnoliopsida; Myrtales; Myrtaceae
Product: DNA oxidative demethylase ALKBH2-like
Exons: 4
Coding region: 59-832 (257 amino acids)
Biological process (GO): DNA repair
Source: RefSeq, a predicted model, not a curated record